Molecule: messenger RNA, 1260 nt
Organism: Adineta ricciae
Lineage: Eukaryota; Metazoa; Rotifera; Eurotatoria; Adinetida; Adinetidae
Source: the annotation of a GenBank genome assembly
AUGAAGAAGAGAAGACAACAACUGCAACCAGCAAAACGUCGAGCUUCGACGAAACUGACGCGUUCAUCUCCUCGAAUAGUAACAAAAGAUUUCGAAAUAUUCGUAACCGACUUUCUCACGGAUCCAUGCGGUUUGCCUGUGGAAUUGAAGAAUUGCGUUCUAGUCGACGGAACAUAUUCAUUCAAUGAUGUUUUAGAUAAUUGUUCAUUGAAUAAUACUCAAGUUUUGACAAAUAUCUUUUCUAAUCUAUUAGAUAAUGAUAAUAAGAAAUUGGAAGGAAUGAGUAUUCGAGUCAAAUCAUCCGAUUUGACCGCAAGCGUUCUUACAGCAGCACUCAUUGCCAUCGAAUGUCCGAUAACAACUAUUGAAAACAUCGUACAAAUCAAUGCACUUCAUGUGGUUCGUGUAUUCCGCCAACGGCAGCGACAUAACAUUGGUAGCAGUUCGUUUCAUACAAUGUUCAAAAUUGAUCCUGUGAUCAAAAUACCUGCGCCAACUUCGUAUGUAAUCGUUGAACAAAAGAAGAAGCCCAUAUCAUUCGAUACUGAUAUGGCUGUGUCUACGGAUAUGUCAACGGACGUAUCAACGACAGGCUCAUCGAUAUUUACAAGUCGAGAUUUUCUCACUCAAUUCUUAGGUUAUUGCAAUCACUGUUUAAAAGUCAUCGUCGGUGGUAAAGAUGAAUUUUUCACUUGCAACCAGUGCACACAUGACAUGUUCAAUGUUUGCAAACAAUGCAUGCCGUUGAUGAGUAAACAUCAUCCAUCAACGCAUACAUUUUCGAAGAAAAUUACAAAUGGUGAACUUGUACAACUUGCCAGUAAUUUGACUCAUCUAGAUACAAGAUGCAGUUGCUGUUCGGAAACUGAUUUCAAAGGCACUCGGUUCAGUAUGUCAACCAAUAACAGCGUUUGCGAUGUUUGUCAACGCUGCGCGGAUAAAACUGGCAGACAACUGUUGAAAAUCAUUCCACAUCCAUUCAUAUUGUCAACGAACAAGUAUUUAUUAGCGAAACGAGCUAUUCAAAUCAUCAAGAAGUUUUCUCAAUCCAAUGAUCCAUUGACUGGAUGGACACAGCCGUAUGCUCAAGUAGUGAUUGAAAAAUCAGUUCGUGAACACAUUCCAUAUCAGAAGUAUCUACUUACAAUUGUAAAAACAAAGGAAAAUAAGCGCAAUCGUGAAACGGAUCUCGAUUAUAAAACAGCCAAAUUUGGUCUACGUAUUAUGAGUCAAAUGACUGAUCCUCGUAUUGUCUCUUAA